AUGGCCGUUUUAAACCCGGGCCGGUCUGGCUUGCUCGCCCUCGGCACAGACGCGCUCUUAGAUUGGCGGUUGCAGGCGAUGGCGCAGCUUCUGCACGAUGAGAAUAUCGAUAUUUGCAUCACCCCCGGUGCGCGAUUCCUGCCGGGUGCGGCGCUGCCGGCAGGGUACCCGUACUGUUGGCUGGGCGAACGCUCUGCUUCGUGGGGCGCUGUCGGGAUCUUCUUGCGACCCGAACUGCUUCCGGUAGUCCGCCCGCUGCCUGACGUCUCGUCUGCGCGGGUGCAGUGGUUUGAGAUUUGGACCUCGUCGAGCGGCACUACUGCCGCGUCGGGGCCGUCUCUUGUUUUUGCCGCAGUUUACCCAGCGCCAGGCGGCGACGUGGAAACCUGGAGCGCGAUCCUUGGUGAGCUCACUCGAUUGCGCUCGCGCUUUCCGCAUGCCUCGUUCCUCGUCGCUGGGGAUGCAAAUAUCCAUCUGUCCUACGUCCUUUCGCACCGCCCAGGGCGCGGCUGCUGCCAUUGUCACCAAUCCCCGGAAGAUCGCGAUAUCGAGGCGAUGCUGUGCGCUGCCUCGCUCAUCGCGUGCAACCCGCCGGCGCCCACGCACGAUUCUGGCACGUGCAUUGACCUUGUCCUCGCGGACUUGGGCCAACAGAUCUCCGUUGCUGUCCUGGAGGCCGUGGCCGUGGCCUCUGACCACCGCCUGCUGUGCUGGUCAAUGCCGUGCCAGUGUGACCGCUCCGCUCACGUAGGUUUUGGCCGAGUUAGCUGGCGCGCUGAUUCCCAGUGGGAUGACGCCCUUAGCGCGGUGGAGCCGCUUCUCCAAUUUGCAGCGUCUGCCGUUGAGCUGUGCGUGCAUGCGCCGUGGCUCCGCCCUCCGUGGAGCGGAGGCCAGGCCUCUGUCGCCCAGCGCCGCGUGCUCCUGGACAUGGCCGCGUGGUCACGUGACGUGCUAUACACUCUUGCGGGCCACGCUGCGGGGGUCACCCGUGCGGUGGCGUCGGCGGCGUCUCGCAAGCGACGCCGGCCCGUUGGGCCAGCCCCGGCGGAUUUCUCUCAUCACCAGGCCUUUAAGAAAGCGGCCACGCAGGCAGCCUGGGAUGCUAGGAGGGGCGCGGCCCAGCGUUUUCCCCACCUUCGGGCUUUGAACCCUGGGGCAGCGGAGCGCUUCCUGUCCUCUUUCUUCGCUGGCCCAGACAGGUUUGAGAUCGCACUCGCCGACCCUGCCACGGGACGGGGUUUCAGUGCCGACGAGAUGCUCCAAGCCAUCGAGCAGGAUCUGCAGGCGAGGGCCUCCAACAACUUUCCACAUGACCGUGAGGCAUGCCUCGUCACCGCACGGGCGGUGUCCGCCGUUCGCCAGAGCGGCGCGGCUCGUGCUGGAGCCGGUCUCUCCACCAGGCGCCGGCGCCUUUACUCCAUGGCUGAGCUUGCGGGCGGGGUCGGGGACCCCUUGCUUUUGUUGCUAGCGCUGCUGCUCCACGCGCAGCUCCGCGGCGCUCAAGGGCCCCCCACGUACUGGGCGCUUACUGACCUUCGCUGGGCCUUUGACGUGGCCUCGCAUGAUGCCAUGCGCCUGUCGUCGUAUCUUGCUGGCGUGGUGGAGGACGAGUGGCUCCUGUUGGAUGAUUUCAUCCAGAUGGACAUCCAGUUUGUAGCCCUCCAGGGGCUGGCGUCUGAGUUUUUUCGGCUGCCCUGCGGCACCGCUCAAGGUAAGCGUUUUUCGGCGUAUGUGUUUAAUGCCGAGGUGGAGUGGCUAGCUGAUGCUGUAAUGGCUGUCCUGCCGCAGGGUUGUGCAACCUGGGUUCCGCCGGUCUACCGGCGCGCUUGUCCCGUUGGCGUGGGCCCUCCCCCUCCCUUUCCACUCCGCCCCCCUUCACCCCCCUCCGUCAACGCGGCCGCGGCGAUCGCGACUAGCGUCUCCGCAACGGCACUGGGCGAGGGCGCGCCGUGGGCUCGAGCCGCGGCGGACCUGGCCGAGUGGGCGUGCGGAGGGGCCACUGAAGCCGAUCGUGCCGCAGCCCAGGACGCGCUGGGUGCGGAGCACUUGCAGCCACUGCAGUUCUCUGACGAUCUGAUUGUCCCUUGCCCGCCCCCAGGCGCCCUCCGCGCCGUUGUAUCUGCCGAGCCAGAUUCUGCGUGUAGCCGGUUUGCCCGCGCUGUCCGUGCCGACUUUAAUUACGCCUCUGGUAAAACAGCGGCCAUGGCCGUUGCUGGUAGCCCCGACCCCGGGUGGGUGGGCUGCCCCGUCGUGGAUCAGAAGCUGGUGCUUGGCGAGGUGGUCGUUGCGCAAUGCGGCUGGACGUGCCGGUUGGGCACGCGGAUGCUCGAGCGAGCAAUCAUGGCGCGCGCCCGUCUUUUAGCGCAGCCUCCCGACCACCCCGGCACCCGCAUGCUCGCGCUGGCGCGCCGCCUCACGCGCGCCUCCUGGGCGAGCGCCGUCGCCGCCCGCAUGGCAGAGCUCACGCCACCUGUCCUGGACAUCGAUGUCCACCCAGCUUUCCGCCACCCUCUGCGUGGCGCCCAGGGCUCUCUGCAGUUGCGUAGGUCUCUGCUGCGUGACUUCAAACUCCAGGUGGUUCGCCCGGCCCUGCGGGCGCGCGAUCGGGCCGCGUUCCAACGCGCGACCGGCGCCUGUUUGCCCACGCUCGGGAUGUCCUUUGCUGUGCUCGUCCCCGAGCCCAACCAGCUACCGAUGGCCGCGCAGCGUGCCGAUUUGGAGUCUCGCGCCCUGCUCCCGCCGCUAUCGCACGCGGCCGUGUACAUGUACCAGCUCUUCCGCGAGGGGCCGCCGCCUGAAGAGAGGUGCCGGUCGGGGAGGGGUCGCACUGGCCGCGAGGCCAGGGCGCCGUUGCCCGCGGUGGCACGCACCAACUCGGCAGUGCACGCGCCCCUGCUGCUGGCGGCCGCCGGGCUUUUAGACCCAAGCGAAGGGGCGCAGUGGAGUGAGCACCGCCUCACACAGGCCUGGUGGCAGCCGACGGUAGAGACGCUGCGGCUUGCGGAAUCCGUGUUGACAGGGCCCUUUGUCGAAAUGCUGGCGCACACCGACGCCCGGCCCGGGGAAGUACCAGCGGUGCUUGCUGCAGACGGGGGAGAGCGCCCAGGGUGCGUAUCCUUUGCGCCAGUCGCCCAGGCCGCGGCGCACAGCAUCACCGGCUACAUGCAGCCGCUGGCGCCCCAGGGGCCGGAGCUGCCCGGAGACCAGCGCGCGAACGGCCCCGCCGCCGUGGCGGGCAGAGGAAGCCCGAGCAGCGGCAGCGAGGGCGGAAACACGGGCGCAGAGGAUGGAGACGCCAACGACGGCGACAGCAAGUCCAGCACCGAGGAGACUGACCACGAGGCCGAGCCAGCGCAGGCCCCAGCCCCGAGCAACGGACCCGCCGAAGAGUCCUGGGCAGCUCUCGGGGGCAUCGACCUCCAACAAGAGCUACGAAGAUUCGUGCCGACACUACAGAACGUGCCGCGUUCCCUGCGCGCGGAGACCCGGAUGGCGUUCACCGCGGCCCUGAAGAGGAUCAAACGAGGACACGACCAGGGCAACCAGGCAACAACCCACCAAGGAUGGACACUGUUCCUCCUCGCCUCGAGGCUCCUGCUAAGCAAGCCCAAGGGUGCCGACGCCGAGGGCCGACAAGAGCUCUUGGAACGCGCCCAACGCUUCCGCCAGGGCGACUGGCUGGCCCUGCUACACGAGGCCAACACCACGACCAGCGCGCGCAGCGCCGAGGUCAGCCACAGAGGACCGUCUGGGGUCCGCGUUGAGCACCUCAAGCCGCUGCUGGAACACGAAGAGCCCAUGGGCCUGCUUGGAUUCGCCGCCGCUGCCCUCGCGGAGGCGCGGGUGACCCUCGAGCAAGGGGGCUUCCUGGUCGCUUUCUUGGACGACGUGUACAUCAACGCCACCCGGGCCAGGGCCAGAGCCGCUUUGGACACCGCCACCGGAGCAAUUCACCUUCACGCAAACGUGGAUUGCCACCUUGACAAGUGCCGGGCUUACAGCAGGGGCGGAGGCGCAGCACCGCCCGGAAUCGGCGAGCUGGGACAAGACGUCUGGAGUGGCGACAGAGCGCCACCCGACCGAGGGAUCAAGAUCCUAGGACGAAGAGCAACGGGCGCGCGCACUGGCAGCAAUGCCUGGGCGACGCGCACGUCCCCGGCGGCCUACUGGGGCGCUUGGGCAGACGCCCUACACAUGCUCCACCAACGGCGCCCUGUUGAAGCUGCAGCGAUCAGGGAUUCCCUCGACGGCACCAGGCCCGGCCGUAGGGGCAACCUUGCCGCAGCCGCCGCGGCCGCGCAGCUGUUCGAAACCGAAGGCUUCCGGAGAUCUUUCUGGACCGACCUGCUCCAGGGGCUGCGCCCAGAAGCGCCGCCGCGCUCGGAGGCCGCCGAACCGGGAGAAUGGCAGCACGGCUGGCAGUUCCACGCUUAUUCCGCACGCAGCACCCACUACAGGGGCAACGUGUUCAUGCCCAGCCUCACCAUGGCCAACCAGGCCAUGCGAAGGUCAGGCUCAGGACCGCGGGCCGCCUACUGGCUACACACCGUACCCACCGCCGAGGGGCGCGAGUUCAAGCCCGCGCGGUUCCUGGCAGCCCUGCGCCGGCGCCUCAGGCUGCCGGGCCCGCUGGACCCGCUGGGAGACCACCUAGCCGCGUGCCCACGCACUGGGCUUUUCGCCAGACGCGCGAAACCGCUCGGACGAGCUUGGGCGAGGGUCGCCAGAGAAGCAGGAGGGAGAGUUGUCCCCCAACAGCUGCUGCGGGACACUAACGCCGUUGUCCACAACCCGCUGGGCCGCAGACAAUUAGACUUAGUCGUCUACGGCAUUUUGCCGAACGGCGCCCCGCUGUGCUGCGACAGCACCAUGGUGCCCCCCCUCCGCAGGGACGGCCGGCACCGGCCGCGCACCUUCGACACCGACGGCGCCGCGCUACUUGUGGCCGAAAGGCGCAAACGACGCAGGUACCACGAACUCACGACCAGCCAAUCAGGCCGCCUCAUGGUCCUCUCCUGCGAGCUGGUAGGCCUGCUUGCCAAGCAGAAGGCGCGGGCCGCGCCGGCCCUCCCCCGCCGCUCCGCGGAGCUCGCGUGCACCAACCGCUGGUGGGGGUUCUUGAGCGUCGCGGCCCAGGACGCGCUCAUGGCCACCCUGACGGGCGACGGCUACCUAGCCUGGGGGAGAGCCGCCGGGGGGGGCGACCCGGACCUGGCCGAAGUGCUGCUCGCAGACUCCGCCGGCCCACCCGCUAGCCGCCUGCCAGCACGUCCCUGA
This is a messenger RNA of Prorocentrum cordatum, 5277 nucleotides long. The record is from the annotation of a GenBank genome assembly. NCBI's taxonomy places the organism in Eukaryota, Dinophyceae, Prorocentrales, Prorocentraceae.